AUGCUACAAAACAUACCCCACCAAAUCGUCCAGUCCCCAGCCCGACUCGGCCUCCCCACCCCCAACUCUCCUUCCCUCCAAAACCCCAAACUCCCGACCCAAACUCCUCAACCAUCCUCUCUCCUCUCUCUUCUCCCUCCUCUCCCACGUGCCCAAUCUCUCCUCCUUCAAAUGGCUUCCCUUGCCUCUCGACUCUUCCAAGUCUCCCCCAACCGCUCUCAUUGGCUCUCCUCUUUCCGCGGCUCUCUCCCUUCUUUCCUCUCCUCCUCAUCCUCCUCAUCAUCUCUCUCCCAACCCGACUCGGCCAAAGAAAUUCUCUCCCAAUUCACCUCUCUCCAAACCCAACUCUUCGAAUCCGUAGCCGAACUCCAAGAGAUACUCGACCUCCAAGACGCUAAAAACAAACUCUCCCGGGAGAUCAACUCCCUCGACUCUUCCCUCCUCGAUUUCGCCACCAAGCUCAAAAACGCGGAGCACGCUCUCGACACGCUCGUCGACGACUACUCCUCCGAAUACCGGAAAUCGAGCUCGACCACGAUGGAAACAACGCUCAAGCUCUCAGAAAUACUUUCGUACGCGCACAAGAUAAGUUAUACCACUUUCGCCCCUCCCGAGUUUGGGUCGGGCCAGGGCCCGCUCCGCGGGGCGCUGCCUCCUGCUCCGCAGGAGGAGCAGAUGCGUGCGUCCCAACUGUACAGUUUCGCGGGCCUCGAUGUUGGGCUGCCGAAGGCAGACGAUGAGAGGAUGAUAAUCGAGCCGAUGGUCGAGGAGCAGGAGAGUGGCGCGAUCCCGAUACCCAAUAUCGUGAUACCAUCUGGGUGGAGGCCUGGGAUGCCGGUGGAGCUGCCAAGCGACCUGCCGAUGGUGCCGCCGCCGCCCGGGUGGAAACCGGGCGACCCGGUUCCGUUGCCUCCGCUGGAUUUGCUUCCUCCUGUGGGCCGAGGCCCGUUGGAGGAGGAGGCAGUGAGGCAGCCGAGGCCCGUUGUGCCACCAGUUGGGCCCAUUGGGAGGGGGCCCGAGCCCAUACAAGUGCGGCACGUGCAGCUUGAUAUCGAGGAUGAUAGUAGCGAUUACAGUAGCGACGAGGGGAGUUCGGACAGUGAGGAUUGA
Molecule: messenger RNA, 1110 nt
Organism: Striga hermonthica
Lineage: Eukaryota; Viridiplantae; Streptophyta; Magnoliopsida; Lamiales; Orobanchaceae
Source: the annotation of a GenBank genome assembly